AUGGAAUUAAAAUAUAAUUGUCAAGAAAGAGACGGUUGCUUCGAUAUACAGUUUUUAUUUCCGGGUCAUUUAUGCGGUAUUUUUCAUGAAGAAUGUUAUAGGGCUGUACAACAAUAUUAUAAGGAUGCUAGCAAGUGUAGUGUGGAGGGUAUUUGCAGGACUAUUUUUGAACGUUGUCGGGGUGUUUUGGUUAGCGAGAUGUUAAUAAAACAACAAGUGGAGUAUUAUAAAGAGACGAGUAAUUAUACACUUAUGGAACUGGAUGAUGCGGGUAAAGCCAGACCGCAAGAAUAAUAGAAAAAAAUUUUGUUUAUGUUUUAGUUAUGAUGAGAAAAAAGAUAUUUAUGUUAAUCUACCGUGUGAUACAGUUCUUGAUGAUGAACCACUAAAAGUAUUACAGAUUAUAGCUAGUGAUUAUAAGUUUUUUGAAUUUUACAUUCAUGUGCUCGAGAGCAAAAACUGCAGUUAGCGGGUGGUCGUUUAUGGCCGACUGUAAUUACAAAGGAUGUUGUGAAAUCGAUGCCGAGUUUUUAUAUUUAUCUUAUAGCGGUAACUCAAUGUGAGGAUGGUGAUCGAUAUAUAACAAUUGGAAUUUUACACUGGUUGUUUGGGAUUUAUACAGAAUUGGAGAUUUAUUAUCGCAUCUAUCCUGAAUUGUUUAAACCUGAAUUUGGACGUAAAAAUACACCGAUCUUUUUACCGUGUGUGACGUUUGAAAGUAUUGAUUUUAAAUUGGAUUAUCUCGAGCAACAGCAGUUAACACCUAGUGAAGCGAAAAGUUUCGUGGCCGGGGUGGUCGAUACGUUGAUUACAUUUAUAAGCGAAAAAACAAAUUGUGAGAGAGAUUUUCAGAGUGUAUCAAAACUAGCCGCCGAGUUUGAAAAGGAGCAUGGGAUGUGUGUAUCAAAACGUUUGAUGCAAGUUAUGUUAUAUCAAAAAUUGGUUUACCACGUACAGGAUUGGGUGAUAAAGAGUUGCGGGUGUGCACGAAACGACCAAAUUUGCCAUUGUGGAUUGUACACGAAACUUGAUAUCGUGAAGUGUAAAAAAUUGUACUUUCAAGACGCGGGAUUAUUGGUUAGCGAUGCUGUGUACUUUACCUCCCCGAGAUAA
Messenger RNA from Paramuricea clavata, 1113 nucleotides. The record is from the annotation of a GenBank genome assembly. Lineage: Eukaryota; Metazoa; Cnidaria; Anthozoa; Malacalcyonacea; Plexauridae.